Molecule: messenger RNA, 1781 nt
Organism: Closterium sp. NIES-67
Lineage: Eukaryota; Viridiplantae; Streptophyta; Zygnematophyceae; Desmidiales; Closteriaceae
Source: the annotation of a GenBank genome assembly
ACUCAAAAGGUGUUGUGGCAACGAUUGGAACGGGGGCAGAACCUAUAGUGGCUCUAAGGGCGGAUAUGGACGCUCUACCCAUUAUGGAGGAGACGGAUGUGCCGUUCAAGUCGCGCCAUCCUGGCAAGAUGCAUGCAUGCGGCCAUGACGCCCACACCGCCAUGCUGCUCGCUGCUGCCCGGAUCCUGCAGGAGCGCGCUCGGGCAGGCACCUUGGCCGGCACGGUUCGUCUUAUUUUCCAGCCAGCAGAGGAGGGGGGAGCAGGGGGAAAGAGGAUGGUGGAUGGGGGGGCUUUAAGGGGCGUGUCUGCUGCCUUUGCGCUGCAUGUAUCGCCCAAGAUCCCAGCGGGCUAUGUAGGCAGUCGCCCCGGCAUGCUGCUAGCGGGGUCGGGUCGGUUCAACGCCACGGUGUGGGGCAAAGGGGGGCAUGCCGCCAUGCCUCAAUUCACAGCAGAUCCUAUCCUUGCUGCCGCGCAUGUUGUUUCGAGCCUCCAGGCCAUAGUAUCGCGGGAAACUGACCCUUUCGCUUCUCGGGUUGUCUCCGUGACUCAAUUCCACGGCGGCUCGGCCGACAAUGUCAUCCCGGAUACAGUCACGCUCCGAGGCACCUACAGAGCCACCACUAAGGAGGGGCUCGCUGACCUGGAACGGCGCAUUGCUGACAUCAUCGACGCGCAGGCGCGUGUGUUUGGAUGUAGGGGAAGCGUGGAUUAUGGCAUGAUGGAUACUGUGCAAGCUGCUGCUGCUGAUGAUACUGAUACUGGUGCUGCUGCUAGUGAUGGUGGUGCUAGUGGUGGUGCUGCUAGUGGUGAUGCUGGGGUGUCGGAAAGCUCUGCUGCAGCAGAAGCAGCAGAAGCAGGAGGUUUCUGUUCAAGCGCUGGUGGCGGGACGGCUGAAGGCACUUGCAGUGCUAGCAGCACUGGCAGUACCGGCAGCAGCAGCAGCAGCAGCAGCAGCAGCAGCAGCAGCAGCAGUGGUCACAUUGAAUCGUCAGCAGCUGAGGUUCCACCUCUUUCCGAACCUCCUGCCGAACCUCUUGCCGACCCUCUCGGAUACGACUGGCCGCCCACGCGCAUCCCAGCCUACCCCCCCACCGUCAAUGACGUCAGCAUGCACGCCCUCGGCCGUGCCGUGGUCCGGAAGCUUCUGGGAAGCUCCGCGUACCUGGAGGUUGACCCGUGGAUGGCUGGGGAGGACUUCUCGUUCUACCAGGAGGCUGUUCCAGGCGCCAUGUUCUUUCUAGGAGUGGGGGCGUCUGGUGAGAAUAAGUCUGGUGAUAAUAACACCACCAGCAGCAGCAGCCCUCCCCUCCAUUCCCCCGUGUUCACCAUCAAUGAGGAUGCCCUUCCCAUCGGUGUGGCGCUGCACGUGGGGUUCGUGGAGGGCUUUUUUCUGGAGAAGAGGGCACAGGCAUAGGGACAUGUGCUGGUUCCUGGAGGUAGAUCAGUGGAUGGCUGGGGAGGUCUUUUCGGGCUUAGAGAUGCAAGCGCAGGGGCAGGGACAGGGACAGGCGCAGACGUAGAGGGAGGCUUGUGAGUCGCUCCUCCCUUCGGUGCGGCUCUGCAUGUGGGGUUUGUGCCCCUACCCUCUUUGUUUUUUAGUCGACGCGAAUGCAAACCCUGCCCUCAUGGUCCACCUGUGUCUACCAACUGCUUUCUAUAUGAGCGCACCCAAGCACACUUCGUGGUGCAUAUGGGUGUAUGGUCAUAAGUAGAAGAUCGUCACAAAGAUGUGUAUGUGUGACAGCCCAAUAUAUUUUGUAGUAGAUGUGUCAACUUUCCU